CGGUGACCGUGACAGAACGAGUCGAUCGAAAAGGCAGGCGGUUUGGUGUGUGAGAGCUGCUGAUUUCUUUGAACCAGUGCAGUGCGAAAUCAUUCCUUAUUUUUCCGACGAUUGCUGUCCGAUUCUUCCGGCGUUUCGUUUUGUGAAGUGCGUUUUUUUCCGGAUCGGAGUGUACUGCCGAAAUCUGCCCGUUGGUGAAAAAUGCAGUGCAACAUUCGGCAUUUAGUGAAUCUGGCUGCCAAGGGCAAUGCCGCCGCUGGUUUGCGCAAUCACGGAGCCAUUCUGGGAGCGUUGUAUGGUCGGUUCUACUCGACGACACACGAUGCUGAUCUGGUGGUGAUCGGAUCCGGUCCCGGUGGAUAUGUCGCUUCCAUCAAGGCUGCCCAACUGGGAAUGAAGACUGUCUGCAUCGAGAAGAACGACACCCUCGGUGGAACCUGCCUGAACGUGGGCUGCAUCCCGUCGAAGGCCCUGUUGAACAACUCCCACUACUACCACAUGGCCCACUCGGGUGAUCUGGCCGCGCGUGGUAUCGUAGUGGAAAAUGUCCGCCUUGACCUGGACCUGCUUAUGGGCCAGAAAACACAGGCCGUCAAAUCGUUGACCGGUGGUAUCGCCCAAUUGUUCAAGAAGAACAAAGUCACCCACAUCAACGGUUUAGGCACGAUCACUGGACCGAACACGGUCGUGGCCAAGAAGGCCGACGGCAGCGAGGAGGUUGUAAACACGAAGAACAUCAUGAUUGCGACCGGAUCGGAAGUCACCCCAUUCCCGGGCAUUGAGAUCGACGAAGAAUCAAUUGUUUCGUCUACCGGGGCUCUCAAGCUGAAGGCGGUUCCGAAACGCAUGGGAUUGAUCGGAGCCGGUGUUAUUGGUUUGGAGUUGGGUUCGGUUUGGAGUCGAUUGGGAUCUGAAGUGACCGCCAUUGAGUUCUUGAGCUCGAUCGGUGGAGCAGGCAUCGAUCAGGAAGUUUCCAAGACCUUCCAGAAGAUUCUUUUGAAGCAGGGCUUCAAAUUCUUGCUUGGAACGAAGGUAAUCAGUGCCUCGAAAUCCGGAAACGCCGUCACCGUCAGCGUUGAAAAUGUAAAAGAUGGAAGCAAGCAAGAUCUGGAAUUCGACGUUUUGUUGGUUUCUGUUGGCCGUCGCCCGUACACUGAGGGACUCGGUCUGGAAAACGUUGGCAUCGUCAAGGAUGAUCGAGGCCGUGUUCCGGUGAACAGUGUAUUCCAGACGAUUGUUCCAAGCAUCUACGCAAUCGGUGACUGUAUCCAUGGCCCUAUGCUGGCACACAAAGCAGAGGAUGAGGGUAUUGUGUGCGUGGAGGGUAUUCUAGGAGGACAUGUGCAUAUUGAUUACAACUGCGUCCCAAGUGUCGUUUAUACGCACCCGGAAGUCGCAUGGGUUGGCAAGAACGAGGAAGAACUGAAGAACGAAGGAGUUGCGUACAACGUUGGUAAAUUCCCAUUCAUGGCAAACUCUCGUGCCAAGACCAAUAACGAAACCGAUGGCUUCGUCAAAGUACUGGCCGAUAAGCAGACAGACCGCGUGCUUGGUGUGCAUAUUAUUGGACCGGCGGCUGGUGAGCUGAUCAAUGAAUCUGUCUUGGCCAUGGAAUACGGAGCGUCGGCUGAAGAUGUUGCCCGUGUUUGCCAUGCGCAUCCCACGUGUGCGGAAGCGCUACGAGAGGCCCAUACGGCUGCCACUUUUGGCAAGCCGAUCAACUUCUAAUAAGCUAAGUUUGUAUAAUAAAUAACGUCAAACGAAACACAGGAAACGACCAGUGGUCAUGAGGGUAUUUUCGGCGGCAAUCCCUCGUUGCGAGAUAUUGAAGUACAUAGCAAUUGGGCGAAUAUCAUUACAACUAGAAAAGUGACACCUCUACGUUAUAGUGCUGCUACGGUUCAUAAUGGUAAAACUGGACCAUCAGAGAAGCAGGUAAGAACCAGUUUCCAGAUACCUAAAUACUGCUAGACACUAUGAUGCAUCUCGAUCCUAAUGGAUACCCGAGCGAACGAGUAACAGCAAUUGAUUAUAAGUACUUUUUUGUAAGUGAAAAAAUAAACUUAUGAAGUUCAUUAAAUUAUUGUUUUAGAAACAAUCGAAAAACAAA
Armigeres subalbatus is the source of this 2110-nucleotide messenger RNA. RefSeq names its product dihydrolipoyl dehydrogenase, mitochondrial. Gene Ontology annotation, cellular component: oxoglutarate dehydrogenase complex; mitochondrion. The transcript is spliced from 4 exons. NCBI's taxonomy places the organism in Eukaryota, Metazoa, Arthropoda, Insecta, Diptera, Culicidae. The coding region runs from base 202 to 1728 and encodes 508 amino acids. The record is from RefSeq and is a predicted model, not a curated record. Gene Ontology annotation, molecular function: flavin adenine dinucleotide binding; dihydrolipoyl dehydrogenase (NADH) activity.